Odocoileus virginianus texanus is the source of this 976-nucleotide messenger RNA. It is a transcript of the gene NMRK2, whose product is annotated as nicotinamide riboside kinase 2. Gene Ontology annotation, molecular function: ribosylnicotinamide kinase activity. The record is from RefSeq and is a predicted model, not a curated record. Gene Ontology annotation, cellular component: cytoplasm. Lineage: Eukaryota; Metazoa; Chordata; Mammalia; Artiodactyla; Cervidae.
CCUCCCUCCGGGCGGCCUCCAGACUGCCCCAGCCUAUAAAGGCGGGGGGUUUUCUCAAUGAAGCCGGGACGCACUGCGGGGUCGGGCCCAGCCGGGCACCCGGGAGUCAGGAGUCAGCUUGCCAACCGCGGUCCCCGCCGCCCCUCCGCGCCGAGAUGAAGUACAUCGUGGGCAUCGGAGGCAUGACCAAUGGCGGCAAGACUACCCUGACCAACAACCUCCUCAAGGCGCUGCCCAACUGCUGUGUGAUCCACCAGGAUGACUUCUUCAAGCCCCAAGACCAAAUAGCAGUUGGGGAGGACGGCUUCAAACAGUGGGACGUGCUGGAGUCCCUGGACAUGGAGGCCAUGCUGAGCACCGUGCAGGCCUGGGUGAGCAGCCCCCGGAAGUUCGCCCGCGCCCACGGGGUCAGCGUCCGACUGGAUGCCUCAGACACCCACAUCCUCAUUCUGGAAGGCUUCCUGCUCUACAGCUACAAGCCCCUGGUGGACUUGUACAGCCGAAGGUACUUCCUGACUGUCCCCUAUGAAGAGUGCAAGUGGAGGAGAAGUACGCGAAGCUACGCGGUCCCUGAUCCCCCUGGCCUCUUCGACGGCCACGUGUGGCCUAUGUACCAGAAAUAUAAGCGGGAGAUGGAGGCCAACGGUGUGGAAGUGGUGUACCUGGAUGGCAUGAAGCCCCGCGAGGAGCUUUUCCACCAGGUCCUGGAAGACAUUCAGAACUCACUCCUGAACCGCUCCUAGCGAGGCCCAAGAGGAGGGGCCCAGCCCCCACUGCAGGGACCCACACACAGCUCCGGCCACAGCGCGGCCAGCGGGUGGCACUGCAGCCGGACACUGCAUGACCAUUCCCGUUGGGGAAGUCUUGUACUUAUGAGAGUGGACGCCCCGCUCACGGCCCAGCAGCUUGGGGCCCACGAUGCAUCCAGCCGUAACCUCGACGGCGGCUUACUUAUUAAACCUGAUCCUGUUUUUUA